Messenger RNA from Penicillium roqueforti, 1509 nucleotides. RefSeq lists its product as uncharacterized. The record is from RefSeq and is a predicted model, not a curated record. Lineage: Eukaryota; Fungi; Ascomycota; Eurotiomycetes; Eurotiales; Aspergillaceae. The transcript has 3 exons. The coding region runs from base 1 to 1509 and encodes 502 amino acids.
AUGAGCUCAAAGCUACCUCCCCGCCGCACUAGGGCGGAGCACAAUGACAAAGAGUGGUGGGCCCUGCUUGAAAUUCCCAAAACCCAAGAAGAAUGGGAAGAUGCCGCGUCGAACAAAUUCAAUCCCCCGACACGACAGAAGAGUACCAAGAGCGACACAGGAAAGGGCAAAGAGCCAGCCAGCCCGGCACCCCCCGAUCCGCGCGUGAGUACUAAGAGCGAUACAGGAAAGGGCAAAGAGUCAGCCAAACCGGCACCCCCCGAUCCGCGCGUUGGGAAGCGGAUUAAGGAUCUACAUGUCCGAGAAAUGAAAAAUUGUCAAUCCGCAUCCAAGAUUACCCUCCAGGAAUACUUAACUGGACGUAUCUUAUGGCAUAAAGCCGAAAUCAGCGACCUCUUCAUCGACGAGAACCAGACUCAGACAUUGACAGAUGUUCAAAAAGGGUUGGGAUUCGAGAAGGAAGCCAGACAGUUUGCUGCAAAGUACCAAGCGAAGAAUACAGAAUUCAAGAAGUACUAUAAGCAUAUUAAGAAGUAUGGCGGUUCUCUCCGUAAUGAUGAACGCCGUUGUACCGGUGAGUACGCCCUCGUCCGUGACCUUCAGCUGAACAUCAUUCAACGGCCCGAGAUUGAAGAUGAACACAUGAAAGAGCUUUAUGAGAAAGCUCGGAUUUGCGAGCUUUGGACCGCAUCGCAGGAUGAUCAGGAAACGACUUCUGGCACUGUUAUCACUGGGCACCAGAAAGGGGAGACGGAUGAAACGAUGAUGUCUGGGGAUACCCUCAACGCAACCUUGCGAAGCCACGACGACGUUCUAUCCAGGAAGCAGGACCCUGAUGAUAUCACAAUGGGCGAGGAGAUUACCAAUACCUCUCUCAUGCAGCUUCUGCGUAUACUGUGUCUGGAUUUCCCUCGUGAGUUCAAAAGGAAGUUGAACUGGAAUCCUUGUAAGCCAUUCUUAUUAUUCAAACAGCGAAAGAGUCGGUUCGUCAUCAAUCCACCCUCCGAGCCGAGUACCAUAGACCGAGGUGAUGGCUCUGGUAGACCUGCAAAGAAGAUGAAACCAGAUGGACAAUGGACAGAAGACGCCUUGACUCUCGGCGUGGAUGGAGCAUUAGUCAAUUCUCGGAACCCCAAUGAUAUUCAUUGUAUUGUGGAGGUCAAGCCCAAUCUCUUCCGGUCCAAAGAUGGCUAUGAAAAGGUCCUGCGCCAGAUGGGUUGGGAGAUGAUGUUCUGGAUUGCGAAUUGUCACAUGAAGAACCUCAGGAAAAACCGGUGGAUCAUGAUGGCUGAAUGCGCCGAUGAGGUUUACCUUGUCAUUGCCAGGUUCGAAAAACCGUGGCUUGACUAUGUGUCUGGAGAGGAUCCAGAGGAGAACCAGUCCGAUGACAGCUUUCUGCAUCUCUAUCUUGCAGGACCGCUGAGUGUGUACAACCACAAACAUGUCAAGCUCUUCGGAAAGUUUGUGGUCACUUUCACCAUGCAGCAACUGUUGGAUGCGUCACGUUGA